UCUUGACAAAACCCAACGAAAGUCGCCCAAAACCUCCAAAACUCCACGAAACCCCAAAAAAGCCGCGCCCGAAACGUCCAAAUCUUGACGAAACCCAACGAAAGUCGCCCAAAACCUCCAAAUCUUGACAAAACCCAACAAAAGUUGCCCAAAACCUCCAAAACUUGACAAAACCCAAGAAAGCCGCGCCCGAAACGUCCAAAACUUGACAAAACCCAACGAAAGCCGCCCAAAACCUCCAAAACUCGACAAAACCCAAAAAAGCCGCGCCCGAAACGCCCCAAAACUUGACGAAACCCAACGAACGUCGAGCGAAACCCUCCGAAAAUCACAACAAACCCAAAGAACGCCCUAACCCUCGAAGGAACCGACCGCCACCGCACACGCGUGUCCCAUGGAGAGCAUGCCGGCGGCGGGCACGCCGACGAGCGGCGACGCGUGCCUGAGCAUCGUGCACAGCCUGAUGUGCCACCGGCAGGGCGGCGAGAGCGAGACGUUCGCCAAGCGCGCCAUCGAGAGCUUGGUCAAGAAGUUGAAGGAGAAGAAGGACGAGCUGGACUCGCUCAUCGCCGCCAUCACCACCAACGGCGCCCACCCCAGCAAGUGCGUCACCAUCCAGCGGACGCUGGACGGGCGGCUGCAGGUCGCGGGCCGCAAGGGCUUCCCGCACGUGAUCUACGCGCGGCUCUGGCGCUGGCCGGACCUGCACAAGAACGAGCUGAAGCACGUCAAGUACUGCCAGUUCGCCUUCGACCUCAAGUGCGACAGCGUCUGCGUCAACCCCUACCACUACGAGCGCGUCGUCUCGCCCGGCAUCGAUCUCUCGGGGCUGACGCUGCAGAGCUCAGCCCCCCCGGCGGCCGCCAUGCUGGUGAAGGACGAGUACACGCGUGACUUCGAGGCGGCGCCCGAGGCCCGGGCCCCGCCCACGGUGCAGCACACGCCAGCGUCACGCGUGUCCUCCGAGGGCUACCCGGCCGCCGCCGCCAUGAUGGCGCCGGGCGAGGCCGGCGGCGCCAACUUCGCCGGGGUGCCGGUGGCGCCGGCGGGGCCGGUCCACAACGAGCUCGCCUUCCAACCUCCGAUCUCCAAUCACCCCGCGCCGGAAUAUUGGUGCUCCAUCGCCUACUUCGAGAUGGACGUGCAGGUGGGCGAGACCUUCAAGGUGCCCUCCAGUUGUCCCGUGGUCACCGUGGACGGUUACGUGGACCCGUCGGGCGGCGACCGCUUCUGCCUGGGCCAAUUGUCCAACGUGCACCGGACGGAGGCCAUCGAGAGGGUCAGGCUGCACAUCGGCAAGGGCGUGCAGCUGGAGUGCAAAGGCGAGGGCGACGUGUGGGUGCGGUGCCUGAGCGACCACGCCGUCUUCGUGCAGAGUUAUUACCUGGACCGCGAGGCGGGCCGGGCGCCCGGCGACGCCGUGCACAAGAUCUACCCCAGCGCCUACAUCAAGGUGGGCUGCGUUAAUUAAUCCAUUAAUUAAUUAAUUAAUUGAUUGAUUGAUUGAUCGGUUAAUGGAUACGUCGAUUUGUUGGUGGAUCGGUUGGUUGGG
This is a messenger RNA of Lonchura striata (white-rumped munia), 1552 nucleotides long. Lineage: Eukaryota; Metazoa; Chordata; Aves; Passeriformes; Estrildidae. The record is from RefSeq and is a predicted model, not a curated record.